Molecule: messenger RNA, 2335 nt
Organism: Odobenus rosmarus divergens (Pacific walrus)
Lineage: Eukaryota; Metazoa; Chordata; Mammalia; Carnivora; Odobenidae
Gene: PIK3R1
Product: phosphatidylinositol 3-kinase regulatory subunit alpha-like
Exons: 15
Coding region: 33-2210 (725 amino acids)
Biological process (GO): phosphatidylinositol phosphate biosynthetic process; insulin receptor signaling pathway
Cellular component (GO): phosphatidylinositol 3-kinase complex
Molecular function (GO): 1-phosphatidylinositol-3-kinase regulator activity; protein binding
Source: RefSeq, a predicted model, not a curated record
CUCCUCUGUUGCAUGGUCACGGACUCGCCAACAUGAGUGCCGAGGGCUAUCAGUACCGAGCGCUGUAUGAUUACAAAAAGGAACGAGACGAAGAUAUUGACUUGCACUUGGGUGAUGUCUUGACUGUGAAUAAAGGGUCCUUAGUAGCUCUUGGAUUCAGUGAUGGACAGGAAGCCAGGCCUGAAGAAAUCGGCUGGUUAAAUGGUUAUAAUGAAACCACGGGGGAAAGAGGGGACUUUCCGGGAACUUACGUUGAAUAUAUUGGAAGGAAAAAAAUCUCGCCUCCCACGCCAAAGCCCCGACCACCUCGACCCCUUCCUGUUGCACCAGGUUCUUCGAAAGCUGAAGCAGACGGUGAGCAACAGCAAGCUUUGGCCCUUCCAGAUCUCGCCGAGCAGUUUGCCCCUCCCGACAUUGCUCCGCCUCUUCUCAUGAAGCUAGUGGAAGCCAUUGAAAAGAAAGGUCUGGAAUGUUCAACUCUAUACAGAACACAGAGCUCCAGCAACCCAGCAGAAUUACGACAGCUUCUUGAUUGUGAUGCCGCCUCCAUGGACUUGGAAAUGAUCGAUGUGCAAGUUUUAGGAGACGCUUUCAAACGCUAUCUUGUGGACUUACCGAAUCCUGUCAUUCCAGUAGCCGUUUACAAUGAAAUGAUUUAUUUAGCCCAAGAAGUACAGAGCUCUGAAGAAUAUAUCCAGCUGUUGAAGAAGCUCAUUAGGGCACCUAACAUACCUCAUCAGUAUUGGCUUACGCUUCAGUAUUUGCUAAAACAUUUCUUCAAGCUCUCUCAAACCUCCAGCAAGAAUCUUCUGAGUGCAAGAGUACUCUCUGAACUUUUCAGCCCUCUGCUUUUCAGAUUCCCAGCAGCCAGCUCUGAGAAUACUGAACACCUCAUAAAAGUUAUAGAAAUUUUAAUCUCAACUGAGUGGAAUGAACGACAGCCUGCACCAGCAUUGCCUCCUAAACCACCAAAACCCACUACUGUAGCCAACAACGGUAUGAAUAACAAUAUGUCCUUACAAGAUGCUGAAUGGUACUGGGGAGAUAUCUCAAGGGAAGAAGUGAAUGAAAAACUUCGAGACACAGCUGACGGGACCUUCUUGGUACGAGACGCAUCUACGAAAAUGCACGGUGAUUAUACUCUUACACUAAGGAAAGGAGGAAAUAACAAAUUAAUCAAAAUAUUUCACAGAGAUGGGAAAUAUGGCUUCUCUGACCCACUGACGUUCAACUCCGUGGUUGAACUAAUAAACCACUACCGGAACGAGUCCCUAGCUCAGUAUAAUCCCAAACUGGACGUGAAGUUACUUUAUCCAGUAUCCAAAUACCAACAGGAUCAAGUUGUCAAAGAAGAUAAUAUUGAAGCUGUAGGAAAGAAGUUACAUGAAUAUAACGCUCAAUUUCAAGAAAAAAGUCGGGAAUAUGAUAGAUUAUAUGAAGAUUAUACCCGUACUUCCCAGGAAAUCCAAAUGAAAAGAACAGCUAUUGAAGCCUUUAAUGAAACCAUAAAGAUAUUUGAAGAACAGUGCCAAAGUCAGGAACGGUACAGCAAAGAAUACAUAGAAAAAUUUAAACGUGAAGGCAAUGAGAAAGAGAUACAAAGGAUUAUGCAUAAUUAUGAGAAGUUAAAGUCCCGAAUCAGUGAAAUUGUGGACAGUCGAAGAAGACUGGAGGAAGACUUGAAGAAGCAGGCAGCUGAGUACCGGGAGAUUGACAAACGCAUGAACAGCAUUAAACCAGACCUCAUUCAGCUGAGAAAGACAAGAGACCAAUACUUGAUGUGGUUGACUCAGAAAGGUGUUCGGCAGAAGAAGCUGAAUGAGUGGUUGGGCAAUGAAAAUACGGAAGACCAAUAUUCGCUGGUGGAAGACGAUGAGGAUUUGCCGCACCACGACGAGAAGACCUGGAAUGUGGGCAGCAGCAACAGAAACAAAGCUGAGAACCUACUCCGAGGGAAACGAGACGGCACCUUCCUGGUCCGGGAGAGCAGCAAACAGGGCUGCUACGCCUGCUCCGUAGUGGUGGACGGCGAAGUCAAGCACUGUGUCAUCAACAAAACGGCCACUGGCUAUGGCUUCGCCGAGCCCUAUAACCUGUACAGUUCCCUGAAGGAACUGGUGCUCCACUACCAGCACACGUCCCUCGUGCAGCACAAUGACUCGCUCAACGUCACCCUGGCCUACCCGGUGUACGCGCAGCAGAGACGAUGAAGCUUGGCCUCGGAUCCUGCUCCUGACCUUCAGCCACCCUGAGGCCUCUGCAAAGCACAGGGCUCCUCUCCGGCCUGACCUGUCAUCGAGCUGCGGAAACGAAGCCAUCUGCCUUCAGAUGGGAC